Messenger RNA from Dictyostelium discoideum AX4, 687 nucleotides. RefSeq names its product UPF0559 protein. The transcript is spliced from 3 exons. Bases 1 to 687 code for a protein of 228 amino acids. Lineage: Eukaryota; Evosea; Eumycetozoa; Dictyosteliales; Dictyosteliaceae. The record is from RefSeq and is a predicted model, not a curated record. Gene Ontology annotation, cellular component: nucleus; cytoplasm.
AUGUCAAAUAGCUAUUCAUCGAAUGCACAAAAAAAAGUUAUAUCCACAAGCGAGUGGGAUGAUAAACUUGCAGAAGUUAAUAUAUCAAAAUCUGAUUUAAAUAAAUUAGUUAUGAAUUAUCUUGUCAUUGAAGGUUAUCAAGAAGCAGCUGCAAAAUUUCAAGAAGAAUCAUCUACACAAACAACUGUUGAUCUUGCAUCAAUAGCAGAUAGAAUGGCAAUAAGAUCAGCGAUACAAUGUGGUGAUGUUGAAAAAGGAAUUGAGAUUGUCAAUGAUUUAAAUCCAGAGAUAUUAGAUACAAAUCCACAACUAUACUUUCAUUUACAACAACAAAAAUUAAUAGAAUUAAUUAGAAAGGGUAUGACUGCUGAAGCUUUAAAAUUUGCUCAAGAUGAACUUGCACCACAAGGUGAAGAGAAUAAUAAAUUUUUAGAAGAACUUGAAAAAACGAUAUCAUUAUUAGUUUUUGAAGAUACAGCAAAAUCACCAUUGUCUUCAUUAUUAGAUCACUCACAAAGACAAAAAACUGCAGGUGAAUUAAAUUCUGCAAUUCUUUUAAGUCAAUCUCAAGAUAAAGAUCCAAAAUUACCAACAAUUUUAAAAUUAUUAAAAUGGGCUCAAACUCAAUUAGAUUCAAAAUGUAUUUAUCCUAAAAUUACAAAUACUGUAACUGGCGAAUAUGAAUAA